CCAUCUCUGUCGCUUCUUUUCUGUCAGACACCGAAUGUAAGUGAAAACCUGCCACUUCAGCCAUGAAGGCGACGGAGGAAAGCUGCGUGGACUCGCCGGUGAUUCUCCGGCAGGUCAAAGAUCUGCUCCACAAACCGGCGCACGGAGGCGAGGAUGCCCCGGAGACGCAAGACGAAAGCAAGUACGUCGAUCUGGACUUGGCGGAUGUGAAGACAGGUGGGACAAAAGCCGAGAAAGACUGUCGCUUUGGUAAAAGAAACCAAAUGUCUGUCCUUAUUAGCAGCAGCAGCGGCGGAGCUCCGUGCGCCACGGAACCAAACCACGAGCUGGUGAUUAAAACCGGGACUGAAACUAAAGCUAAAGAGGAUUCUGGACUUGGGGAAUGUGCAGAGGCUACCAUGGAGGGUCCCUCUGAUCCACCGUCGUCAUCAGUUCCUAAUUAUCUUAAGGCAAAGUCUGAGGAGUGUCUCAAAUCGGGACAGAAAAGCGAGCGCGCCAUUGCGCAGCCGGAGGUGUCCAAAAAAGAAGAGGACAAACACACACCGAGGGAUGAAGAGUUACACUGCGGGGGGGACAACCUGAGCGGGGGAAGUGAGUCGGAGGACUAUGAGGAGGAGGAGGAGGAGGAGGAGGAGGAGGAGGAGGAGGAUGGUGUUAGUUUGGUGCUUUCUGAUGACUGCGUCCCGUGCGUGACGGAGGACGAGUCCCAUUACAUUACCACGCACGAGAUCCAGCUCUCGGAGCUGUCUGACCAUGAGGGGGACUACGAGGUGGGCUCCUCCACCAGCUGGGACAUCGAGGAUGCCAACCAGGUGUACUCUUUUGUCGAUUACGCUUCUUUUGCGGGUGAUGGAGCCGUGGGGGAGAGGGGGGACGGCCGCCAGAGCCGCUCUCAGGGCGCAGCAGCGGCAGCGGCAGCAGCAGCAGAAGUCAGCACUCUGCUUGAAAGUGAUCCGGCCAAGUUCACCAGCUCAGAUGAGAGUGUGUCAAAGUCCCAGCGGCAGCAGUGCAGUGGCAACGGCGGGGGACAGAUCCACCUGUCAAUCAGAACCACUUCUCGAGCUAUAAAUGACCCUGGCAACAUCCAAGAACAGGGAAAUAUCCUUUAUCAUGCCAGGCGCUCCGGAGACAUGAGCCGCUAUGUGUUUAGGGGAGUUGAUGGGAAGGCAGAGACGCUGCGUGACAGGGCGAAGUGUUUCAUCGCCGCGCCCGGACGCCUGCACUUUGGCGGCAAAUUGAGGGGGAAAGAGGUCACGGAGUAUUCCAGCGGUGCGUCCAGCGCUGUCAGCGAGCUGGACGACGCUGACAAGGAGGUGCGCAACCUGACAGCCAGAGCCUUCAAGAGCCUGGCGUAUCCUUACUUUGAUGCCAUCAAUUUCAGCACCUCCAGCGAGUCCUCCGCAUCAGAGCACGGGAUAGGGAUAAACAGGUGGUCCACGUUUGUCGACCUGAAAUAUGGCAACAUGAACGUGUCACAGGGACUGGACCAAAGUGUCCGCCAAAACUCAACGGCCUCGUUUGAAAUAGCCAAAAAUAUAGACAAUAGAGGUUAUAAGGGCAUUGCGCUGGCAAGCAUCAAACCGCCCACCAGCAAGAUUUUCACUCUGAGUGGGAAUCCCCACAGCGCAUCUACAAAGAAAAUAGAGCUGAUGGGGAAAUUCAGUCAGGGCCACAGUGGGGUGAUCAGGCUCACUGAGACUCUGAAUUUUCGCUGCAAUGUCAAAUCGGGAAUGUCUGCGGGAGAAAGACGAAGUAGCUUUGCACAAAACGCAGCGGGAUCACGUUCCACAGAUGAAGUUACCAACAGUUUGCCAAGCGGCCAGAGGAGAGGGGCCAGCCAGCCGCCCUCGAAAACCAUGGAAGACACACACAAGAAAGCCAUAUUCGCGUCGAGCCUGAUCAAAAACGUGAUUUCGAAGAAGAUGCAGUUCGAGCAGGAGCGCAAGAUGGAGAGAGGGGAGAUAAGCGAGCCGCAUCAGACGCCGUCCCCGUGCUCCGCGCACCUGCAGGAGGGCGACGCUCACAGAGGGAAGGGGAGCAGGGAGCUGCACAGACAGAGCUCCAAGUUUUCCGAGAGCAGCUCCGACUACGCCAUAAUGUGCCUGGAUGAAUUAGGGGACAUAGUGGACAGCGGCUCAUGUGAUACCAAGAGCGACUCUCGGAGACAGGACGCGGCCGCUCCCGCACCAGAAACUAAUUUGGAGCCGGUAAAUGAGGUCGGAAUCGAUGCUAAAAAAGGCGCAUUGGAAGCGUCCAAAAGCACGCUGCUUCGCAGCCAAAAUAGCGCCUUCAGAUGCUGGAAGGACGAGGAGCUAGAGUUUCAAAAGGAUCAUAAAAACGAUAAAACUCCCGAGGAGAAGCCGCCUUCAGCGUACGACAAAGAGGGAGAGGGGGAUUGGGGCUCAGGGGGCUGCGGCAAACUGACUAAAAUGUCACAUUUGUUUGUGCCGAGUAUCCAACUGCUGUCCAGCGACGGAGAAGCCGGACAGCAGCUGCAGAAGAGGAGUUAUUCUCCAUGUGGAGAUGCAGGAGGGAUAAAACUGCGCUCUGACAACACGUUAUACGUCGCAGACUCCAGGACAGUGGCUACAUCGAAGUCUCCGGAAAUUAAAAUUAACUUAAGGAGGAUCAGGGACAAUAAGACGGAGCCUUUUGGCGUCUCCAAACUGCGCGCUCCUAAUAUAGGCUGUAACGCGGCCAGCCUCAUCAGGACGGACGACUUCAAAUGCCAGGGUCUGGCUGCAGCUUUGAAGGGUGAGUCCUCGGAUAAAGUGCCGCACUUUAUGGUCAGAGACAUUAGAGACAACAAAGGGAAGCUGCAGACGCCCAUUCACCAAGUGAGAGACGUGCGUAAAUUGGUGAAAAGCUCAUAUCACUUUGUUUCUCUGGACAACGAAAAUAAGUCAAACUUGGCCUCAGCUGAGGGCACAGAGCAAAAGAAGCAAAUGCCAAAUCGAAAUCCAAAUUCUGUGUCACCUAUAGUGAUCAAAUGUCAGUCUGUGAACACAAACAGUAACGGAAAACAGUCUGGAAAUGUUGAGUUGUCUAAACGGGAGCCAUUGGACAUAGACAGGUCGUCUCCAGAGGGCGCUAAAGGUGCUCCCCCGCAAUGGGCAGCAGGGAGAGCACCCAUGGGUGCCACAAAUAAUUCCUCAGAGGGAGGCAUUGGGUUGAGAAUCGAAAGCAGAAUAGCUCCAAGAAAACAGGAAAAAAUAUCAGAUGUCACAGAAAAGAAGCCUGAAUCGAAACUGACGAACCAGGUAGCUUUGGAAAAACUCCAGGCUGCAGUGAAAACCAUGGAGCAGCUUUAUGUGUUUGAGAAAAACGAAUGGAAAAGGAAGAAUGAGCUGCAGCCCCUGACAGACAGCCACGUGCUUUCACUGCUAGCCAGCGAGGAGCAUGGAGGAGGACCUGAGGAGGAAGGGUCCAGAGGGUUCAACAUGGACAACAAGGCUGGAAGAAGAGACUCCUACCCCAACACGGACAAGGUGUCAGCAGGGGUCGCAGCGUCCCCCAGCAGCAGUGAGAGUCUGCUGAGGCGGGAAGACAAAGACCUGUUCAAGGCCCUUCAGAUGUCCAGUAGCCGUGACGGUGGCCUGGUUGCUAAGUCAGUGCAAACCACUGGUACCACAGGCAGCAAAAACAUGUUCAGCCUCAGCUCCAGCCUUAAGGCUUCUGCAACAGCGAAGGUGACCCAGCCAAGCAUCGUCACGCAAACACCUUUCAGCGUCAAAAAUUUUGUCCCAAAGUCCCCCAAACUGCCCGUGUCGUUAAAAAUCAGCCAGUCGAAGGUGAGUGGAAACGAAGGAGCUGAAUGGAAGGAGGUGGACAGGUCGUCUCAGGAGUUUCCAGGCGCCUCAGCUGACAACUACCUAACCAUACCGGUCAAAUCUCACGCCAGCAGCAGUAAACAAGCACAGUGUGCUGAUAAAACAUCAGUGUAUACAUCCACCACUCAGCCACACCCAACCACCCCUCCAGGACACUUGGUAUCCGGUGCCAGGGGCCAGGAGGACCACAACCAGACCGCCAAACGCUCCAGCAUUGUGAUGGAGACAUGCACACCAGAGAUCCCUUCUGCUACCAUCUACCACUCCCUUCCGUUGGGGAUGUCUGCCAAUCAGCCUCAGGUGUACUGCUUCUCCCCAGCAAUCACCCCUGCUCCCACCCUAGACCCCUUCCAGGCCACUCAGAGGAAGAUGCUCCUGGAUCCCACCACGGGAAACUACUAUCUGGUGGACACCCCCGUGCAACCGGCCACCAAGCGCCUGUUUGACCCAGAAACAGGCCAAUAUGUAGAUGUGCCCAUGCCGCAGCCUCCCAUGACCCCUGUGCCCAUGCCGAUCUCACCCUUGGCCCUCAGUCCAGGAGCAUACGGACACACUUAUAUGAUCUACCCGGGCUUCAUGCCCACGCCCUCGGUGAUCCCGGCCCGGACGCUGGUGCAGUCACAGAUGUCAGUGCAGUCGGAGGCGGAGAGUGGAGAGAAAGCGUCGUCGCAGCAGACGGAGGGUAUGUACAUGGAGAGUCCCUUCUACAUGGCAACUGGAAAAUCUCCCCAGGUGGCGUCUGGAGCUCAGCAGCAGGCCUCCACCAACAGGCCGCAGCAGGGUUUCUCUGGCGUCAAGCAGCCAGUGAUCAGCAUCACCUCGCAGCAGGGGCCCCGGAUCAUUGCCCCGCCAUCGUUCGAUGGGACCACCAUGAGCUUCGUGGUGGAGCACAGAUAAACAGCAGCUCACCCAGACAGGGCUGAACUCUGACUGGACGCUGGACGUGAAGAUGUGUGUGUGUGUGGCCUGUGUUUCCUGCUUUGUUUUAUCUCAUCACAUUGUGAAAAUUUGAAAGACGUAAAAAACAUCGGCCUGUGUUGUAUUUGCAUUGACUUUGCCAGCAAAGUGGUUCUCAAACUUUUUCUCGAAGCUGUAAAAAAAGAUCACGCCCCUCAAACCACAGUUGUUAUCACUCAUUAACAAUGAUGGGGGGAAGCAAACGGUUAAAAGAGGAUCCAAGCUGAGCUGUAGUUAAAUAACUUUCAGCACAUACACAGCACAUAAAUCAUAUUUAUUCAUCUUAUCUCUCCUCUUUACUUCCCCCCCAUUCACCCAGGCUCACCCUGCAGUGGCUCUGUGCCCCCACAAGGGGGGGCCCCCCCACCACCUUCCCCACUUUGAGAACCACUUCACUGAAAAAUGUUGCUUUUUAACAGGUCAGAUUGUGUAGAGUUUGGGAUUGGGUAAUGUGUCGUAGACGAUAAGGUCAUUUGUGUUAUCCAUAUAUUUGGCCAAUGAAGUGCCCUGUCUGGUGGGCUGGAUUUCAUUCUUGUGUCUUGACACUUGCUAAAAAAAAAAGUGUUAUUAUUACAACACUGCUAAUUUAAUGUGUGUACUGAACCUGUACAAAGGUAGACAUCCUACAGAUCUCUCACCAUGCACAUGUCCUGCAUAUGAAGCAGAACAUUCAAACAAUUUAUGAACAAUGUGUGUACAUAUAACACAGUACAGCAUGAGCAUCUUUUAAAGUUUUUUUUUUUUUUUUUUAAAUCUGGUGACCACUUGGAGUCAGUUUGUGCUGAGCUCAGAUCAGAUUUCUUCACUUUUCUCUGGUCACACCAAAAUAAAACUCCUCCUCCUUUUCACUGGAAGUUAAAAAAGAUGAUUUCUGGAUCAUAUUCAGCGGGCAAAGCAAAGAGAGACCUGUAGCAUGACUCAGCUGUGUGAUCUGCAAACUGAUUUACCUUUUAGCCCCAUUCAAUGUGUAUUUCUAUGUGUGUCACUGUUUCUAAGUGACUAUAUUGACACUGAGUUGAUUGUUUUGUAUAUAAUAGUUCACAAACUGUGGAUCUGCUGGUCAGUCCAUUUUUUUUUUUUUUUUUCAUUUUUAAAUAACUAACACCUAGACACAUAGAACCAAAACCAUCUGCAUGUCCAUAUACCACCAGAAAUUAAUAGGAAAAUAUGUUUUUUGUAAUUUGGGUGAAUGGACCCUUUAAAACCCUUUAAAAGAAGAAGAAAUCUGAAUAAAAUUGUCAGAUUUCCGAUUGUGUGCCAAAAUAAAAUAUGAAAUGACCUCGUUGUGUGUUAUAGAGGUUUGCAGCACAGGUAAAAAAUAUAAUCACUUUUUAAUUCUGUUUACAAAUCUGAUGUGAUGCAAGUGUUCCAAAAACCAUCUGCUUAAAACUCCACUGUGUAAUCUACCUUUCUCUUUAUUUACAAUUUGUCUUUUCAAACUCAUCACUGACAGGGUUAGGUCUUUUCAAUUAUUAUUUAUUCAGGAAAUGGUAAAAUCUUUCAUUAUGUUGUUUUGUGGUUGUUGCAGGUCACACUGCAGCUUUACUCUGCCCAAAACAUGUUUUUUUAGAGAAGUGAAAUUUUCUAUAAGUGUAAAUACUUUUUUUUCUCACAGGUUUGGGGAGGACCUGAUGCCGUGAGGCUUCACUGAAUGAUUCUGGGACUUUGGUGUUUCAGAUUUUUUGUUGCAGAGGUUUUGAAGCAGGGUGACUCUGCUGCUUGGAAACUAUGAAAUGAGCAUGGGCAGUAAAUGUUGUGAAGGUAAAAGGAAGUAGUUUUAUCAUGGAGAGAAAAGCCAAGGAUGUUUAAGACUUUUGGGAAAAAAGUGAUGAGUGCACAGUGGGAGGGGGGCAGGGACUCAGGUGGAGAGAGAAAUGAGAAUGUUUUUUUUUUGUCCAAAAUUAAAAUAUGAUGACAAAUUUUAGGUUUUUCACUUUGAUGUGUUUUGCAAAUGUACAGUGUCACAAACGCUGAAAGGGAUGUUACAUUAUGUAUUGUUUGUAAAUGUGUUUGUGGGCUGUGAAAGUUCAAUAAACAUGAAACCAUUUUGCAAAA
Molecule: messenger RNA, 6842 nt
Organism: Toxotes jaculatrix (banded archerfish)
Lineage: Eukaryota; Metazoa; Chordata; Actinopteri; Toxotidae
Gene: c23h4orf54
Product: chromosome 23 C4orf54 homolog
Exons: 2
Coding region: 63-4727 (1554 amino acids)
Source: RefSeq, a predicted model, not a curated record